AUGGGUAAACUAAACAUUGCGCAUCACAAGUCGUAUCAUCCAUACCGGAGGGAUAAUAUCGAACGGGUACGCCGAGAUGAGGAAGAGGCACGAGAGAAAGACGCGAUUCAGGAAGGCAGGAUGAUGUUGGCGGACUCAGAAGCGCGGAUAGAUCUUCUGCGGCAACGAGCGGGUGGUACUCGCACGAAGGACAGACACGAGGACGACAGCGACGAGACCGCUCUACAGCCAGGCCCGUCUUCUAUCGCCUCGGGCGGACAUAUCAAUCUAUUCGAGGACCUGGAGCGGUCGAUGUUCAGUGAUCCACGAUCCACAAAGAAGGCUCCACCAGAAACAGAGAAGGGCAUUCCACUGGCUCCUGCCGCCAAGGAUCUCAACCCGUGGUAUUCCGACGGCGCCUCUGGUAAGGAGCGAGAGACGAAUGAGGAUCGCAAGAUCCGCGAUCUGGCGAGAAAGUCCGUGAACGAUCCCCUCACUUCCAUAAAACACCAGCUGGCCGCACGGCCCUCGAGCUCUACUUCGACGUCAAGACGCCCACGGCCCGCGGCCCCCGCGGCUUCCAGUGGCGGACAGCAGCGCGCUGCGGACGUACGGCUGGUUCGCGAGUCGUCCGAGCGGCAGCGCGCGCUUGAGCUGAUACGGCGGAAGAAGCGCGAGGCGGCCGGGAGCGAAACACCAAGCACAGUACACGGCGGCGUGAGCGAACGUGUCGGUUAUGGGGACGUAUUCAACCGCAGAGAGGUCGACGAAGCACGGCGCCACAGAGACAGGCGAUGGGGCGGAGACAGUCGGCCUGAUGACGGGCGGUCUCGGGCGCGAUGGCGUGUAGAUACAUAUAUAGGCGAGGUUGAUUUACUAGGAGCGAAUCAAAGGCAACAGGUGCCUGGCAACCUGGGAGACUAUUCAGGACCGUUCCUCGCAACGGGCAGCCAGCAAGUGAGCAAGCAGGGUUGCCAUCAGGACGGACCAGAAUCGACAAGUCGGGCUCCGUCGACGGCCCCGAGUAAGCCUGUAAAGACCUCCUCGAGUUAG
Messenger RNA from Postia placenta MAD-698-R-SB12, 1032 nucleotides. RefSeq lists its product as hypothetical. The record is from RefSeq and is a predicted model, not a curated record. NCBI's taxonomy places the organism in Eukaryota, Fungi, Basidiomycota, Agaricomycetes, Polyporales, Adustoporiaceae. The coding region runs from base 1 to 1032 and encodes 343 amino acids. The transcript is spliced from 8 exons.